UCAGUUAUUUUUGAUUUCAUUUCGAGCGAAUGAGUAAUUAAUUUUUGCUAAAUUUAAUUAUUGAAGUAGUUGAGUAAUCAUUACCAAUCGUGCAUUUCAGUUUUUAGUUUACAAUAUUCCACGUAACGUAAAUCAAGUAAUCGUAUUAUGAAUAUUCAUUCACGUAAAUUAUAGCUACGGUGAAGCAUUUAGUAGUAAAUUCAGUGCGGUUUUUUGAACGAAGAAAUUCAUCAUGCUGGAAUUAAAAUUAUCAUUUCUCGUUUCGUUUAUCCUGCUAAUAAUUCACGGACAGUCCGCAGAAACCGAAUGGAACACAAAGGAUUACUUUAAACGUGAACAUUCUCUAAUUAAACCCUACCAGAGUACUGGUAUGACUAUCCCUUAUUGGGAUUUUUUGGGCAGUACGAUGGUGACCAAUAAUUAUGUGCGAUUAACAGCCGACGAGCAAAGUAGAUUCGGUGCAUUGUGGAAUUCAGUGCCUUGUCAUACGAGAAAUUGGGAACUACAAGUGCAAUUUAAAAUUACCGGUAAAGGUAAAGAGCUAUUCGGCGACGGUAUGGCUAUCUGGUACUCUAGAGAUAGAAUGCAACCGGGGCCUGUUUUCGGUAGUACCGAUUUCUUCAGUGGUUUAGUCAUCUUGAUCGACACUUACAGUAAUCAUAACGGCGAGCAUAAUCAUCAGCAUCCUUACAUAUCGGCGAUGAUAAACAACGGUUCGAUGCAUUACGAUCACGAUCGUGACGGAACUCAUACCCAAGUCGCCGGAUGUGAAGCUAAAAUGAGGAACGUCGAUCACGAUACCCAUAUUGCUAUCAGAUACGAGUACGAUACCUUGACAGUUUUCACCGACUUCGAGAAAAAAAAUUCGUGGAAAGAAUGUUUCUCGGUUGCCGGAGUUCGACUACCGACCGGUUAUUAUUUCGGUAUGUCUGCAGCUACCGGUGACUUAUCUGAUAAUCACGAUGUCGUAGGAGUUCGUAUGUACGAAUUAUUCUCCGAUGAACGUGAUAAAGAAGAUCGAUCUAAAAUUACUCCUUCGGCGAUAUCGUUCGAACCUCCGAGAGAACACAUCAGUGACCCUAAAUCAUCGACUAGUGGGUUCAAGAUCUUCCUGUAUUUAGUCUUCGGUUCGAUAGCUGUAGUUGCAUGUGUCAUAGUCGGUGUCAUGGUUUAUCAAAAACAUAAAGAAAAAUCUCGUAAACGAUUUUAUUAAUGAUAAGUCCCGUAGCAAUAUUAUUUUCUAGUCUCGAACGGCGUGUAUUUUUUAAAUCUUUUUAUUUUUCAAAUGGGCUAGUGUUUACCUAAACGAAUGAAGUCGAUUCCGAACGAAUCUCCUACUUAAUAUUUUGAACUGAAUGAAAAUAAAUUAGUGUAUUUUUCGAGUGAUAUCAUCGUUACCACCGUCACGUUUCUACUACGAUCACCUUGUAAUAUAUAAUCGUAUCAAGAUGGCUAGAUUUUUGUUUCAUUUUUCUAUUUUUUUUUUUUCUGUAAAAUUCGUCGGCCUAUACAUUCCUGUAGAUCAGCGGAUUUGUAAAGUUUGAUUUUAUUAUAUUAUUUUAUACAUAUACCGAAGAUGAUUUUUGUCGAUGUUUUAAAUUAUUAUGUACAUAUCAGGUUUUUAAAUUGAUUUUUUUUUCUUCUGUGAAACCGGGGCCUACUGUAUUGUAAUUUUUACCGUAAAUAAUUAGAUAAGUGUGUAAAAUUCAGCAGAAACUUUCGUUAAUAAUACUUAUUUUAAUAUGAUUUAUUUAUUGUUACGAGUGUACUGUAUAUAUUUACUUGUAAUUAUGUUGCUUGUGUGCGCGUUUUAAAUAGUCUGAAGUAAUAAAAAAUUCGGUGACGUUAUUUUUUAAAAA
Messenger RNA from Planococcus citri (citrus mealybug), 1859 nucleotides. RefSeq names its product vesicular integral-membrane protein VIP36. Bases 233 to 1213 code for a protein of 326 amino acids. Gene Ontology annotation, cellular component: endoplasmic reticulum membrane; endoplasmic reticulum-Golgi intermediate compartment; COPII-coated ER to Golgi transport vesicle. Gene Ontology annotation, biological process: endoplasmic reticulum to Golgi vesicle-mediated transport. The transcript has 7 exons. Gene Ontology annotation, molecular function: D-mannose binding. The record is from RefSeq and is a predicted model, not a curated record. NCBI's taxonomy places the organism in Eukaryota, Metazoa, Arthropoda, Insecta, Hemiptera, Pseudococcidae.